AUUAGUAUGACCGUACUACUUGCUGUGGUUAAGACACUUCUCAUUAGAUAGAUUGUUUAGCCAUUCCAAAAUCUCUCCUCUCUCUCUAUCCUUAGGAAGGAUGCCAACAAUUUUGCUGAGGCUGAUGCUUUCUCUGCUUCUUAUGCUUCUAAUUUCUCCUAAAUCAGAGGGGCAGGAUGAGCAAUGGUGCAUUGCAGAUGAGCAGACUCCUGAUAGUGUAUUGCAGGAGGCCAUGGAUUGGGCUUGUGGGGCAGGUGGCUCAAAUUGUAGUAACAUUCAAGUGAAUCAGCCUUGCUAUUAUCCAAAUACCGUCAGAGAUCAUGCUUCCUAUGCCUUCAACAGCUACUUUCAGAAGUACAAACACAAAGGUGGAUCUUGCUACUUCAAAGGAGCUGCCAUGAUUACAGAGCUUGAUCCCGGUUAUGAUUCUUGCCUCUAUGAGUACACUCCCUGAUUCAUCAGCAUUGAGUUUUGUUUCAGUGUUGAAAUAGAUUACUAUUUGCAAUAUUGGAGACAAAUAAGAAAAAAUAAAAACCUAGACAAGUUUUUUGCAAAAUUCAGGAGUCUAGGGAGGGAGAGGUUUGUUUGGUUUUGCAUUUUUCUUUCAGUUUGUUAUAAUAGAUAACUUUCUUGUGCUUC
This is a messenger RNA of Mangifera indica (mango), 639 nucleotides long. RefSeq names its product glucan endo-1,3-beta-glucosidase 1-like. The transcript is spliced from 3 exons. NCBI's taxonomy places the organism in Eukaryota, Viridiplantae, Streptophyta, Magnoliopsida, Sapindales, Anacardiaceae. The record is from RefSeq and is a predicted model, not a curated record. The coding region runs from base 101 to 454 and encodes 117 amino acids.